AUGCAUGGGCUUUUCGGCUCGAAGCAGAAUAACCACAGCAUCAGUAAGGCGUUAGCAAGAGACUUAAACAGACCAGUUUACACACUCGACCUCAGAAACCACGGCGAAAGUCCACACACCCCACAGCACAACUACGAAGCCAUGGCAGGGGAUGUAGAACACUUCCUGAAGGAAAAUAAACUAGGCCCUAAAACCGCUCUGAUCGGCCACUCAAUGGGCGCCAAAACCGCCAUGACCAUAGCCCUCCGCAAGCCCUCCAUAAUCUCCUCCAUAAUCGCCGUCGACAACGCGCCCAUCGAGGCGGCCCUUCACUCCUCCUUUGGCGGGUACGUGCGCGCGAUGCGCAAAAUCGAGGACUCCCACCUCGCGGAGGCGAAAGCGGCAGACGCCAUCCUUGCGGAAGUGGAGCCCGAUAUCGCCAUCCGCCAGUUCUUGCUGCGCAACCUCGUGCGUGGCGACGGUGGUCGUCUCAGCUUCCGCAUCCCGGUGAGGACGCUGGCAAGGGAGCUGGAUAACAUGGCCACCUUCGCCUACCAUCCCGAUGAGGUCCGGUUCGAGAAGAGGGCGCUCUUCGUGCGCGGGACGCGGAGCCCGUAUAUCCCCGACGAGGCAAUCCCCGUCAUUGGGAGGUUUUUCCCCCUGUUCAGGUUGAAGGAUAUCGAUGCGGGGCAUUGGGUGAUAUCCGAGAAGCCGAAUGAGUUCAAGGAAGCUGUCAUUGAAUUCUUGAACGAAGAGGAAUAGCAAUAACCCCCCCCCCAAAAAAAAAAAAAAGUUCCCAGGCUUGGCCCAUAGUAUACGGCCACGAGUCGCCGAUGGUGUAAGUUAUAGAUCGUCGAAGGCACAAUAGACCAAAUUAAUAAAGAAAGCGGAUAUCCCC
Molecule: messenger RNA, 877 nt
Organism: Tuber melanosporum (Perigord truffle)
Lineage: Eukaryota; Fungi; Ascomycota; Pezizomycetes; Pezizales; Tuberaceae
Exons: 6
Coding region: 1-741 (246 amino acids)
Cellular component (GO): mitochondrion
Source: RefSeq, a predicted model, not a curated record